Molecule: messenger RNA, 579 nt
Organism: Triticum aestivum (bread wheat)
Lineage: Eukaryota; Viridiplantae; Streptophyta; Magnoliopsida; Poales; Poaceae
Product: cytosolic sulfotransferase 12-like
Exons: 1
Coding region: 1-579 (192 amino acids)
Molecular function (GO): sulfotransferase activity
Source: RefSeq, a predicted model, not a curated record
AUGGCGGAAGCUCAAACUGAGAGCAACCACAACGCCAGCAUCUUAGAGGGAGGAGGAGAUGAGAGCAUUGUUCCACAGACGCAAGGUUUCUGGGUGCUGUAUCAAGGCUGCUGGCUGAGAUCCCUAGCUGUGCAGAGCGUCGAGAUCGUGCAGGAGCAGUUCGAGGCGCGCCCCGACGACAUCCUCCUCGUCACGUACCCAAAGUGCGGCACCACUUGGAUCAAGGCCCUUGUCUUCACCAUCACCGACCGCUUUCGCCAUGCAAUCACCGACGACGACCACCCGCUGCUCACCCACCACCCUCAGGACCUCGUGCCAUUUCUCGAGAUGCCCUACCGUCAGCUCCACCCUCUCGCUGAUCUCGAGAAGCUCCCCUCCCCAAGGCUCCUCUCCACCGAUAUGCCGGUCACGCUGCUGCCUCCGUGCGUAGCGACCCUCGGUUGCCGAGUUGUGUACCUAUGCCGCAGUCCCAAGGAUGUGCUCGUGUCCAAUUUAGAUCGGAAAAUCAAAACGCCGAUCAAGAUGAUCGAUGGGACAGAGAGAAACCCGGAGCAAGGGCGCGGGGAAAAGACUCUCUAG